Messenger RNA from Stegostoma tigrinum, 4136 nucleotides. RefSeq names its product ST14 transmembrane serine protease matriptase a (gene st14a). Lineage: Eukaryota; Metazoa; Chordata; Chondrichthyes; Orectolobiformes; Stegostomatidae. Bases 137 to 2641 code for a protein of 834 amino acids. The record is from RefSeq and is a predicted model, not a curated record. Gene Ontology annotation, molecular function: serine-type endopeptidase activity; protein binding. Gene Ontology annotation, biological process: acrosome reaction; proteolysis. Gene Ontology annotation, cellular component: membrane. The transcript is spliced from 19 exons.
GAGGCCUAUACCUGACAGAGCCCCACCUCUCGGGACCGAGAAGGAGAGGGAGAGACGCACCCCCAGGUAACAAGACACCGACACAGAGAGGGAGAGCCCAGAGGCCAAGCGAGCUCUUGAUAUCGCCGCCCCGAAAAUGAUUGAAUCCAGCCUGAAGUUCGACCCGAAAAGAGAUGAAAUCAAUGGUUUGGCUGAGGAAAUGGUCUUUCUUCCAGCAAGUAACCAGAAGAAACUGGAGAAACGCAACCCAAAAGAGGUGAAACUAAUUGUGGGGUUGCUUAUUGGAGCUGCUGUCCUGUCUCUGAUGAUUGGGCUUCUUGUUUGGCAUUUUCACUUUCGCCCAGAUAAUCGAAUCAAGAAAAUGUACAGUGGUUAUCUUAACAUCAGCAACCAGCAAUUCACGGAAGAGCUAGAAGAUUCCGAUUCUGAAGAAUUUAAGAAUCUUGCAGUGAUAGUGGAGGAAAUGCUUCAGGAAACUUACACGAGAGCAGAAGAAGUAGCUCCAUACUAUGUUCGUUCCACUGUCACUGCAUUCAGUGAAGGCUCUGUGAUUGCUUAUUACUGGCUUGAAUGUCGAGUUCCACCAGAGAAUGAGGCUGACCUUGACGCAGGAAUUGAAGCUUUAUCAAAGCAGAGGAAUCGCAGGUUUAAAAUGGACAUGGCUUCUUUAAGGAUUUCCAACAUGGUGGUCGAUCGUGCUGAUCCAAGGAAAGUGAAGCCUCCAAAGGACAAAAGCUGCUCUUUUGACCUGCAUGCAGUACCUGGAAAGAUUGACACAUUCACCUCACCAGGUUUCCCAAAUUCUCCCUACCCUGCCAACUCCUGGUGUCAGUGGGCAAUACGAGCAGAUCCUGACCAUAUCUUGGAACUCAGCUUUGUGACCUUUGACCUGGAAAAAACCUGCCAAAAUGACUUUGUCACAGUUUAUGACUCAUUGAGUCCAAUUGAAAAACGUGAAAUAGCAGAGCGCUGUGGUAUGUAUCCUCCAACAAAUGCACUUAAGUUGAUAUCCUCUCGCAAUGUGAUGCUUGUAACUCUGAUAACUGACGAAGAUGAGAAUUACCCAGGAUUUAAAGCAGAGUUCAAACAGAUUCCGGCAACUAAAGAAUGUGGGAAAGUUCUGGAAGGAUCUGGGAACUUUUCUUCCCCAUACUAUCCUGCCUAUUAUCCACCUCGAGCAGACUGUACCUGGACCUUGAGGGCAACUCCUUCCAUGCGGGUAAAAGUGGAAUUCAAGGUAUUUCUUCUUCAAGAGCCAGUGAAUGGAGUCUGCGAAGAUUAUGUGGAAAUAAAUAGCCAGAAGAUCUGUGGAAAGCAAUCAAUGCAAAUUAAACUAAGUCACGGGAGUGAGAUGACGGUGAGGUUCCACUCUAAUGAGGCAGAAUCGGAUCGGGGAUUUUUUGCUACUUUUGAGUCUUACGACCCAAGUACAUCCUGUACCGACAGAUUUGCUUGCAAGAAUGGCAAUUGUAUUGGGAAGGACCUGAAGUGUGAUGGCUGGAACGAUUGUGGGGAUCACAGUGAUGAAGUUGGCUGCGAUUGCAACAAAGACCAGUUCAAGUGUAACAUCGGUCUGUGUAAAUCCAUGUUCUGGAGAUGCGAUGGUGUUGAUGACUGUGGUGAUAAUAGUGAUGAGAUAAACUGCCAGUGUGAUGCUGAAGAGAUGAAAUGUGCAAAUGGAAAGUGUAUCCCUAAGGAACAAAAAUGCAAUCAAGUUAAUGAGUGUGGAGACGGAAGUGAUGAGAAAGAUUGCAAGAGUGAACCAAGUUCAGUACCCUGUACCUCUAACACCUACAGUUGCAAGAAUGGUCUCUGCAUCCAAAAGAAGAAUCCAGAGUGUGAUGGAACAAAGGAUUGUGAAGAUGGUUCAGAUGAGCAGAAUUGCAGUUGUGGAUAUCGGCCAUACAGGCAUUCUCGUAUUGUGGGAGGUGUGGCUGCUGAGCCUGGUGAAUGGCCGUGGCAGGUCAGCCUCCAUUUGAAGAAGUCGGGAAACGUGUGUGGAGCCUCAUUGAUAUCUGAACACUGGCUUGUAUCAGCUGCACAUUGUUUCCAGAACACAAGAGAUAUCAAAUAUUCUGAUCCUAGUCUCUGGGUUGCAUAUCUUGGGCUGCAUGUUCAGUUGCAGUUGAAUGAUCAAGUGGCAAAGAAACAGAUCAAACAGAUCAUUGUUCAUGAGUUUUACAAUCCGCAAACAUUCGAUAAUGAUAUUGCUUUGUUGGAGUUAGCUAGCCCUGUAACCUUCUCGAGUGUCAUUCAGCCCAUCUGCCUCCCAGAUGCAUCUCACAACUUCCCCGUUGGGAAAACUGUCACGGUCACUGGCUGGGGAAGAUUGAGGGAAGAUGGUCCUGAGGCCACAGUCUUGCAGAAGGCUGAAUUACGAAUCAUAAAGAGUCAGGUCUGUAAUUCAUUUCUGAGCACCGUUGUGACCUCCCGCAUGUUGUGCGCUGGAUUCUUGAGUGGAGGCAUUGACGCAUGUCAGGGUGACUCUGGAGGGCCCUUGUCCAGUGUGGAGAGUAAUGGAAAGGUGUUCUUAGCUGGAAUUGUCAGCUGGGGAGAUGGAUGUGCGAGAAGGAAUAAACCAGGAGUCUACACUAGAGCUGAAAAAUUUCGAGUGUGGAUCAGGGAGCACUCUGGAGUUUAGUGUGCGCUGACUGUCAAUUCAACCACAUGCUGAGUAUUUGGAAUUUCACUCCGCCCUGGGUCACCAGCUGCGUUGAUCCAUCAGAGGAUUGAAGUUAAGAGCACACUUUCACUUUCGCCUGUGCCGGUUGAUUUCUGGUACUGAAGUUCUUUUCCAACUUGUAGAUAAUGUACAAAAUACCACGAAGGCAUUCCCAAGAGUGAAGAUGUUCUGUGGGACGUUUGGCUACUUAACAUGUUACUAGACCAAUAAAUACUCUGUGUAAUGGGCAUGUAAACAAUGAGAAGAUUGACCUGGGAUAUUCCAGAACGCCCAUCCUCCCACUGCCACACAACUCCCUCUGUAAAUAAGUGGGAUCCAUGGAGUGCACUGGAGGAUAUGGGCAAGGACCGAUGGACUAAACUGGGCAGGUGGGAUUAACGUACUGCACUGGUGGUGUAGGAUAUAUGGGAUUGUGUUGGUCAGGGGAAGCAGACUGCAUUGGGAGUUUGAAGGACACACAACCUGUGCUGGGGAAGAGUGUGUCAGCCUGCAAUGCCUUACGAUCUCAUCAGUUAACUUUGUAAAAUAAUUAUGGAUUCUCUGAUGUAACAAUAUUUUCCAUUUGUUUUUAAUGUUUAUUUUGAUUGUAUGUGUUACAUGUGAUCAGAAAACUGCUGGGGCCCAGACUUAUUUUCAAAGGAUUAAAUACUGGCACUUCCUGGCAGUUACUGAAGAAUUCUACUGAUUAUGUAAUGAGGAUAUGAUGGUUGAUUUUUCUAACUUUGUUUAACUAGAUUGGCAGAAGUGACAAGUUUAAGAAUGAGUAACUGAGAGUAACCUCAUUACUGUCAUGACUUGUUAUUUCAAGAAUCACACAUUCUACUCAAAACUUCAGCUACUUUGCAUGAUGGAACUAUGUCCAACUCUUAAUAUGGAAAUGUGUAAAGCAGGCUCCUACUCUGCCUGUUUUAGCCUCUCUUUACUAGAGUUGGACCACCUUGGUGCUCCCUGAGCAAACAGCUGGCAUCAGUCAGAUAUUCAAGCUGUCAUUUGCUUCUUGACCUUUGACUCCAUACAGGAAGCACAGGAGGAGAAGUCUGGAAAUGAAAGUGUGUGUGUUAGGUUAGUCGGAGUUUCCAAUGUAUGAAUUCUGAUGGCCAGCCAGGUCAGAUAACUAAGAAUGGUGACAGCUACUGAGAACAACUUCUAGUCAAACAUCAUCUUCUACCUAGAUAGCUAAAGCAAAACUGACCACUUGAAUAAAUCAGACUCUCUCAUGAGGCAAGUUUUAAAAAAAAUAAUUGGUUUAGCAGCUUCGUCAACCCCUUUAUCAGAACAGGGCUCUGUUGGGUCUGUGUGAAAGAUGUGGAUCAAAGAAAUGAAAGUGCCUUCUUUAUACAAUGUGACUGCUGUUUUAAAUCCUGCUCUCUGAUUUCACACCACAGAUUCUUGCUCAGCACUCUUUUUAUAUUAAAAUUUUUCUACACAAAAUAAACAGAUUAAUUAACUUUUA